Acaromyces ingoldii is the source of this 737-nucleotide messenger RNA. Its product is annotated as putative peptidyl-prolyl cis-trans isomerase. The transcript is spliced from 7 exons. Gene Ontology annotation, cellular component: intracellular membrane-bounded organelle. The coding region runs from base 54 to 617 and encodes 187 amino acids. NCBI's taxonomy places the organism in Eukaryota, Fungi, Basidiomycota, Exobasidiomycetes, Exobasidiales, Cryptobasidiaceae. Gene Ontology annotation, molecular function: peptidyl-prolyl cis-trans isomerase activity. The record is from RefSeq and is a predicted model, not a curated record. Gene Ontology annotation, biological process: protein peptidyl-prolyl isomerization; protein folding.
CGAACCACCAUCUUCAAAAAGCAAGGAGGAGGGGAGAAGACAGACGAACGAACAUGUCAACCAAUGCCUCUCAGCUCGGCACCGCCAUCCCGGGCGCAGGCACCAAUGGAAGGCCCGUCGUCUUCUUUGACAUUACCAUGGGCGAGCAGCCGGCGGGGCGCAUCAAGAUGGAGCUCUUCAGCGACAUUGUUCCAAAGACUGCCGAGAACUUCCGGCAGCUUUGCACCGGCGAGCAUCGGAUCAACCACACGCCCAUCGGAUACAAGGGCUGCCUGUUUCACCGCGUCGUGCGUGACUUUAUGGUCCAGGGCGGCGACUUUCUGAACGGCGAUGGGACGGGCAAGCAGAGCAUCUAUGGCGACCAAUUUGAAGACGAGGCAUUCAAGCUUGGCCACGAUGCGCCUGGCCUGCUCAGCAUGGCCAAUUCUGGACCGAAUACGAAUGGGUGCCAGUUCUUCAUCACCUGUCAGCCAUGCACCUACCUCGACGGCAAGCACGUCGUCUUUGGCAAGGUAGUAGACGGUCUGCUGACCUUGAGAAAGAUCGAAAAUGUGCCCACAGGGCAGAACAACCGGCCCAGGAUGGAGGUAAAAAUAGCAGAAUGCGGAGAGAUGUAAACAAAUGUGCCUGCCUGUACGAUAGAUGACCAUGAGAAGAAACGAGAGUCAAAGCGGAGGCUUACCUAAUUAUUGAGCUCUAAAUUUUUCCCUGGCUUCCUCCGCCCAACUCAUUUACCU